CGGCUGCGAAUUAGCCUAAGUUAUUAAAGAUGGCGGCGGAGCGGAGUCGCUCCCCGAUGGACUCGCCGGUCCCGGCCUCGAUGUUCGCCCCCGAGCCCAGCUCCCCGGGGGCGGCCAGGGCUGCGGCGGCGGCCGCUCGGCUCCACGGGGGCUUCGACUCGGACUGCAGCGAGGACGGCGAGGCGCUUAACGGCGAGCCGGAGCUGGACCUCACCAGCAAGCUGGUGCUAGUGAGCCCCUCGGCAGAACAGUAUGACAGCCUCCUUCGGCAGAUGUGGGAGAGGAUGGACGAGGGAUGCGGAGAGACCAUAUAUGUCAUUGGGCAGGGAUCAGAUGGGACUGAGUAUGGGCUGAGCGAGGCCGACAUGGAGGCUUCCUACGCCACUGUGAAGAGCAUGGCAGAGCAGAUCGAGGCCGAUGUCAUCCUUCUGCGGGAACGGCAAGAGGCCGGGGGCCGUGUGCGGGAUUACCUGGUCCGGAAACGCGUAGGAGACAAUGACUUCCUGGAGGUCAGGGUAGCAGUCGUAGGCAACGUGGACGCUGGCAAAAGCACACUUCUGGGUGUCCUGACCCACGGGGAGCUGGACAAUGGCCGAGGCUUUGCCCGCCAGAAGCUCUUCCGCCACAAACACGAGAUUGAAUCGGGCCGCACCAGCAGCGUGGGCAACGACAUCCUGGGCUUCGACAGUGAAGGCAACGUGGUGAACAAGCCCGACAGCCACGGCGGCAGCCUCGAGUGGACCAAGAUCUGCGAGAAGUCCACCAAGGUGAUCACCUUCAUCGACCUGGCCGGCCACGAGAAGUACCUGAAGACCACUGUCUUCGGCAUGACGGGCCACCUGCCCGACUUCUGCAUGCUCAUGGUGGGCAGCAAUGCUGGCAUCGUGGGCAUGACCAAGGAGCACCUGGGCUUGGCACUGGCGCUGAAUGUACCCGUCUUCGUGGUGGUCACAAAGAUUGACAUGUGUCCUGCCAACAUCCUGCAAGAGACCCUGAAGCUGCUGCAGCGCCUUCUGAAGUCUCCGGGCUGCCGGAAGAUCCCCGUGCUGGUACAAAAUAAGGAUGACGUGAUCGUCACCGCCUCCAACUUCAGCUCUGAGAGGAUGUGCCCGAUAUUCCAGAUCUCCAACGUCACGGGUGAGAACCUGGACCUGCUGAAGAUGUUUCUCAACCUCCUCUCGCCCCGCACCAGCUACCGAGAGGAGGAGCCAGCCGAGUUUCAGAUCGACGACACCUACUCGGUGCCGGGAGUGGGGACUGUGGUGUCAGGGACGACGCUGCGUGGCCUCAUUAAGCUGAAUGACACGCUGCUGCUGGGCCCGGACCCCCUGGGGAACUUCCUGUCCAUCGCUGUCAAGUCCAUCCAUCGGAAGCGCAUGCCUGUCAAGGAGGUGCGGGGUGGCCAGACAGCCUCCUUUGCCCUCAAGAAGAUCAAACGCUCGUCCAUCCGCAAGGGCAUGGUGAUGGUCUCCCCGCGCCUGAACCCCCAGGCCUCCUGGGAGUUUGAGGCAGAGAUCCUGGUCCUGCACCACCCCACCACCAUCAGCCCACGCUACCAGGCCAUGGUGCACUGUGGGAGCAUCCGACAGACGGCCACCAUCCUGAGCAUGGACAAGGACUGUCUGCGGACUGGGGACAAGGCCACUGUGCACUUCCGCUUCAUCAAGACCCCCGAGUAUCUGCACAUAGACCAACGGCUGGUGUUCCGAGAAGGCCGCACAAAGGCCGUGGGCACCAUCACCAAGCUGCUGCAGACCACCAACAACUCCCCCAUGAACUCCAAGCCCCAGCAAAUUAAAAUGCAGUCCACGAAGAAGGGGCCCCUGACCAAACGUGAUGAGGGGGUCCCCCCUGGCGGACCGGUAGUAGGAGCUGCUGCCCCUGGAGAUGAAGUGGCCUCUCUCGGGGCUGCCCAGCCAGCUGCAUCCAGUGGGCUCCUGCCACAGCCCAAGCCCAGCAGCGGGGGCCGCCGACGAGGGGGCCAGCGGCACAAGGGGAAGUCCCAGGGCGCCUGUGUGACCCCUGCCAGCGGCUGCUGAACCUGCCCCCCCACCAGGGGAGCCUGCGCUCCGGCCCCGGCCCCGCCCAGCUGCGGGGCGAGCAGCUCUGGCCCCGCCCUCCCUGGGCCCCCGUUUUCCGGGGGGCUGAGAUUUAUAGCUGAGGCAGGUGGCCAGACUUGAGGACUGUCUCCUGUCCUCCUCCUCACUCACAUUUUUUGUACAUCUGGGCCCUUAGUUUUUAUUCUUUCUAUGAUAUAUCUCUACCCAGUGUGCGUGUGUGCGUGUGGUGCAGGUGUGCAGCUAGCCAGGGCCCCGGGUCUCCCUUUCUCCUCCGGGAGUGGCCCUGCCUGUCCGUCCGUCCGUCCACCCGUUCCCUUGUCUGUCUGGGUGAGCUCCUCAGGGCCUCUAGAGCCUGCAGACCUUCUCCAUCUUGCUGCUCCCUCCCUGGCUCUCGAGGUCCCUCCCUGAGCCGGGCUCUGGGCUGAGGGGCCCCUGGGGGCUGGCGUCUCCUGCUGCCAGAGCCGGGAGCCCCUCAUCUCGGGGCAGAGCGUGGCUCUCCCUUCUCCCUUCCUCGUUCCUUCUUAAGCCCCCAAGCAGGUGAUGCCGUGAUGCCAAAAUCACCUUGCUCAUGGCUUGGAGGUGUGCAGGUGGGAGUGGCCGUUGGGUUGUUGGCCACUUCUGGUCCCGCUGACCUAAAGACAGCUGGUGGGCUUUCCCCCAGAGACAAUCCUGUGGUGGCCUGGCUGGCCCUGGCCAGCCCAGAGGCUCACACCCUGCUGGACUGUGGUUCUGGCUGGGCUUCUGCGUGCCGGUGACCUAGCCAGGCCUUGCUUGGGAUCCUGUUUUCCAGCCUCACCCGUUGGUGGGAGCAGGAGUGGGGAAUAUUCCUCUGUGCCUACCACAUGGCCCCCACACUGCUGCUGCAAGGCACAAGGAUGGCCUGAACCCCACUUCAGGAGCCCCACUUGGGGUGUGGGGUGGGCAAAACACAAUUUGCCGUCUGGUAGCACUGUGGCUUCCAGUAGAGGGUGGGGCUGCACCUGCCAGCAUAGGUGCCAGCCCAACCCUGCCGGCCUGGUCUCUGCUCCAUGCCCUCGGAUUGGGGUGAGCUGACAGGGGUGCGCUCUUCUGCCCAGGAGGAUACUCAGCUAGCCGGGGCAGAUACCUUCCCUGAGCCGAGCCUCUGUCCUGUGCCCAGCCCUUCACUUCCUCCUGCUUCCCGGCUGCUCAUCCUCUUCCCCUCGUCCCAGUGUUCUAGUUACCACUGACCCAUGAACUGACCAGACCAGCAUUCACAAUAAAAGUCUGUUCCGAGUU
Ochotona curzoniae (black-lipped pika) is the source of this 3317-nucleotide messenger RNA. It is a transcript of the gene GTPBP1, whose product is annotated as GTP binding protein 1. Gene Ontology annotation, biological process: translational elongation. The coding region runs from base 30 to 2039 and encodes 669 amino acids. The record is from RefSeq and is a predicted model, not a curated record. Lineage: Eukaryota; Metazoa; Chordata; Mammalia; Lagomorpha; Ochotonidae. Gene Ontology annotation, molecular function: GTP binding; translation elongation factor activity; GTPase activity. The transcript is spliced from 12 exons.